This is a messenger RNA of Oreochromis niloticus (Nile tilapia), 3585 nucleotides long. RefSeq names its product tpd52 like 1 (gene tpd52l1). The record is from RefSeq and is a predicted model, not a curated record. Bases 1831 to 2796 code for a protein of 321 amino acids. Lineage: Eukaryota; Metazoa; Chordata; Actinopteri; Cichliformes; Cichlidae. Gene Ontology annotation, cellular component: cytoplasm. Gene Ontology annotation, biological process: positive regulation of MAP kinase activity; positive regulation of apoptotic signaling pathway. The transcript is spliced from 11 exons.
GCCGUUUCUUACCUCUCAGACCGGGAUAACUAAACCUGCAGCGUCACUCUUUGUUUCCUGUUGAUCUGAUAAUGAGCUGAACUUGAGUGUUGCACGCGCCACUGUUUUGACGUCGGGGUGGGAAUGGAGAAGAGAAAAAAGUGUAUAAAGCGGAGCAUCUGCUGCUGCUUAUGUCAGCUUCAUCUGUUGCUGCAUGGCGCCUUCAGUGUAAAGACUGUUUGUGGAGAGAGCUGCGUUUUUAAAAAGCAGUGCAACAGUUAAGAAGCUUCAGGCACACACACGCACGCACACUGUAAGACGACAUGGAAACUCCUGACCAAAUCCUGGGCUGGCUACUGUUUACCCCCUCUCUGUGCAGACUUUCAUGCUAUUUGUGGAAGUUCUGCAAAGCCAGAAUGCUUUCUAUUCACCUCAGGAAUUGGCUUAGCCCCCCUGCACCCUUCCCCUGUCCACCACCUCUGCGCUUUGGUCUGCUGCAGGUGCUGCAGGAGGAAAAAUCACUGCUGCAGAAGUCCUUUCAGAAGACGUAUUGCUUUCGUUUGCUACAGCAGUGCAAAGAAUCUGUGUUGUUUUUAGAGUACAGAGUGACUCCAAGCUAUAGAUAAAUAACUUUGACUGACUGCUCAGACCAAAUGAAUUGUGAAAAUGAAAGCUGCAGUAGCUCGCUUGUGCAGUCAGUAGGAUAUAAAGGCUUGCUUAUUCAGGUAGGUAAUUGCAUUCCUUUGCAGUCUGGUUCUAAAUAGGUACCUUUUACAGCUAACAGGAAGCCUGAAAGCCUCAGAGAGGGAGUGGAAAAAAGACUCUUAUAUGGGAAUAUGAACUUUAUAAUCAACUUAUUUGUGAUUAUAAAGCAAUACUUACAAUGUGUGAGCUGAUGGCUUUUUGGUUACCCAUGUACAAGCAGCUGUAAUGUCAGGAACAGGGAUUUUUUUAAAAAGUGGUAACUGCUGUAUAUGUUUUGUGCAGUAUCUACUGUUUGCCAGCUUUAAUUAAUUUUUUUUCAGCCGUAUGACCAUCCCCAAGCCUCUGAUUUAGCAUAGCCACAUGACCGCUGGGCUGAAUGGUAAUCUUGUGACCGAAGGUAUUUCACCCCCACAAAAAAGCAGGGGAGGGACGAGACACACAGAAUGGACAGUAAAGAAGGAGACAAUUUUCUUCUGACUGAGCACCCUAUGACAUAAAUCAGUGUUAGUGCUAAAAGACCCUCACAGUCUGUUGUUACCUGCUUUGAGUGGCUAAAAUCACACAUGUUGCUGUAUUAGACCCACCUCUGAGGAAAUUACGCUUCUUUAUUACCAUAAAAUGUGCUUUUAGAUUAAAAUGUUUGCUCAGUGUUUUUCCACCCAAGUGCAUGAUUUUUUUUUCUUCCCUGGAAAAACUGUUUUUGCCAGUCAGCUUUUCCUCAUUGUCAAAAUGUGGAACCAGAUGGACAUAUUGUAAGUGAAACUGGCCUUAUCCUGGCCAACUUCCUCCUGUAGUGCAGGAGUGUGGUGUAAUGAGAUUUCAUCUGCAAGAAGGGAGCUUGUAUUGCCUAAUAGCCUGAGAUAUUCUUUCUGGAUUGUUUCAAAGUUAUACAAGAUCCUGUUGUGAACCCUCUGUGGCACUGAUUUCUUCUUGGUCUGGGUCUCUAAAUAAUGAGGAGGUACAUCCUGUUUAAAGAGCUUGGAGAAGUUCGUUUCAGUGCCACAGAGGGUCAAAAGUCAGGUUUCCUGUUCCUGCACUGAGCUGGGCCUAACUACAGCUCUCAGGGAGGAGAACAAGUCUCCAUGUUUGCAUGUAUAACCGGAUUUCUUGUGUCCCCUCACCCUGCUGCCUUGCUCCGCUGCAGAGAUGUACUCUAGUGUUCUGAGUGGAUCAGUGGUGGACUGGGGCAGCAUGGGCCCCGGAGAGGAAUGGGUUGAUUCAGCCAUACACGAGGGAGAGCAGGGUUUGAAUCAGGGUAAGUUUUACCCCUCUGAUGAGGAGUCCCUUAGGAGAAGCUCAUAUGGGGAAGGUUUGGCCUCCAUCGUCCAAAAUGGGGAAAACCUGACAGAAUGGGGUAAAACCUCACCCUCAGGGGACAGCCGGUGGGGUCACACAUCAGUGUCUGACACCUGGGCCACGUCCACCGCUUGGAAUAUGCAGCUGGACAGCACAGAGAGAGGACACCUCACCGCAGGUUUUCUGGACUCGGAGCCACUGAGAGAGGCUGAUGAAGACUUGGUGUCAGAGGUCAACCUGAGCGCCUCCAUGACAGAGGAAGAGAGGGAGGAGAUUCAGCAAGAGUUAGCUAAACUGGAAGAGGAGAUCGGCACACUGAGGCAGGUUUUGUCUUCCAAAGAGAAGCAGCAUGCAGAGCUCAAACAGAAACUGGGCAUCACUCCUCUGAGCGAGCUCAAAACCAACUUCAGCAGAGGCUGGCACGACAUGCAGAGCUCAGUAGCCUACAAGAAGACAUCAGAGACGCUUUCCACAGCGGGACAGAGAACCUCGGCAGCCUUCAGCACGCUCGGCAGCACCAUCACCAGGAAGAUUGGAGAUAUGAGCAUGUUUGGUCUAGAGUUACUGUUCCCACGGAGAUCCAACUCCAUAGGUUACUCUAUCAGACACUCUAUGAGCAUGCCCGCCAUGAGAAACUCUCCCAGCUUCAGGUCUUUUGAAGAGAAAGUUGAGAAUACAGUUUCCACUAUCAAGACAAAGGUUGGCAGCACUGGGAGUGGGGGCAGCUUUGAGGACGUCCUGUCAUCUGCAGCGCACGCCAGCUCACAGGACACGCCCACCAACAACUUGAUGGACAGCUCCGGGAGGCAGUGUUAAGGCUCCACCCUCACCACGAGCCAGGGCUUGAACGGGAACUCGGCUGCAGAUGUGUCGCAGCACUUUGACUCAAAGCUCUGACUGAAACAGUGCACAACACGUUUUGAUCCUUAGUGUCAAGGCGCUUUUGCAGAAUACGGAUGGUCUUACAACCUAAAUAAUUACAUUUACCCAAAAUGACCCCUAAGGCAGCAGUCAUCUGCUUUUAUUUUAAAAGAUCAACUCUAAACCUCACAUGAUACGGGGACUAAUGAGAGCAAGGAGCCUAUAAUGUUUUCCUUCUAUUUAUAGUGUUGAAGGGUUUUUAGUGGAUUUGAUGAAUGCCAUCUGUCCUCCAGAGGUUUCCUAACCACGUUACACCACAGAUGUUGAUGAGAUGGGGUUGGGGAGGAGCAGCUAGCAGUUAGGCCUUAAAUGACCUGAAACACGACAUGAAACGAGUCUGAGCAGAUUACACAUCAGCUCCAGGAGACAGACUGAACCUCAACCCCGCAUAUCGAGCUGGUUCUUUCUUCUUCUUUUUUUGUCACAUUUGUGCUCAUGUAGUUCACUCGGCUGUCAGAUCACAGCUGGGUUUCCCCAGACACAAAACAAGAGGCGGAUUCCUCCGUGUGAUAUGUAAAUUUAAGACAAGUGGAAAAAGUGUCAGUAGAUGUUCAACACAGCAUCAGUUUUAUAACAGCUACCUUUCUUUAUCAGAACAGCUUAAAACUGCGGUUUCACAUCUUUACUAGAAAUAUGUUUGUGAUUAAAAAAACAAAGUCGUUUUAUAACUUAAUGCUGUAAAAA